Achroia grisella is the source of this 4937-nucleotide messenger RNA. RefSeq names its product DNA mismatch repair protein Mlh3-like. Lineage: Eukaryota; Metazoa; Arthropoda; Insecta; Lepidoptera; Pyralidae. Gene Ontology annotation, biological process: mismatch repair. The record is from RefSeq and is a predicted model, not a curated record. The transcript has 11 exons. Gene Ontology annotation, cellular component: mismatch repair complex. Gene Ontology annotation, molecular function: ATP-dependent DNA damage sensor activity; ATP binding; ATP hydrolysis activity. Bases 33 to 4502 code for a protein of 1489 amino acids.
UCCAUACAACAGUAUCUUUUGUAUGUUUCAUCAUGAGUAUAAAGAAACUUCCAGAAACUGUUAAAUCUUUAUUAUCAUCUUCGGCAUCUAUCAGCACCUAUAGAAGAGCCAUUGAAGAAUUGGUAUAUAAUUCCUUAGAUGCUAGUUCUACUUCUAUUGCCAUAAGGGUCCACAUUGAAGAAAAUAAAAUACAGGUCAUUGACAAUGGCCAAGGAAUUACAGAAUGUGAUUUUCACUUACUCGGACAAAGACAUACUACAAGUAAAUGUGUUGACUUGAAUACUUUGAAAUCAGCUGCCAAUACCUAUGGAUACAGAGGUCAAUCUUUGGCUAACAUUAUCAAUAUCUCUCAAAAUGUUCAGAUAACAUCUAGAUCUGAUGGCCAGGAGGUAACAUGGCUGAAGAUAUUUCAUGAAGGUAAAACAAAAGAAUUAAUAGAAACUACAAUGAGACCAUCAAAAGGAACUACAGUUGAGAUAAAAGGAUUUUUAUACAAUCUUCAUAUACAAAGGAAAGCUGUUCAGACUUUGAUUGAAUUGAAUGAAAUAAAGACAUUCAUACAACAAUUUUCAUUAAUACAUUGUGAUGUAUCAUUAAGUUUAAGAGAUGAUGCUAAAAAUGAAAUAAUAUUUAAAGCUCAGAAAAACAGGGAUGUGUGUCAAACAAUAAAAUUAUUGUUUAGUAUUGAUCCUCAUGAUAUACAGCAAUUUAGUGUUGAAAAAAAUGAAUAUAAAGUGAAAGCAUAUAUUGUGAAGAAAUAUAAAGAUACUGGACAAAUCCAUUGGAUUUAUUUGAAUGGAAAGUUUCUUUCUAAUUGUAUAUUACACAAGAUAAUAAAUGAGAAAAUGAAAAAAUCUUGGAUAAAACCACAGAUGUCUAAGACAAAGGGUAAUAUGGAAAAUGAAGAAAUUGAUUGCAUGAAUAAAAUUCCAUUUUAUCUAAUAUUGUUAUCAUGUCCAUAUUAUGACUAUGAUAUUAGCCAUACACCAAAACAAACAAUAUUAGAAUUUAAAAGUUGGAAUGAAAUUACAAAAUUACUAAAUAAAUUGAUAAAAUUUUACAUUGGUGAUGAUAAUUUGAUGAAACGAUUAGAACCAAAAAAGAAGCUUCCCGAAGAAAAAGUUGAUGAUACUAGAGAGCAAGUAAGAAAAAUUGUACAAAGACUGUUAAAAAAGAAUAUUAAAAAUGUUGGAGUCUCCCAAAUGCAGAAUAGUGUGAAAGGUAAAUCAAUGAAACGAAAGAUUAAGAAAAAACAACCAAAUAUAAGCUUCUCAAAAGUUAUACCACCUAAAAUAAUUUCUGUAGUAACAACAGACAAGAAAUCAGAUAGUAUCAUACAAAGAAAAUCUAAUGAAAUUCAUGAUAAUAAAAAAGAGGGAGUAAAGAAUGUAGUAAAAUUAAAAAAUUUAAACAUAACUAAAAAGAAACAUAAAAAAAGAACAAAACUGAUAUUAAAAAAUGAAUACAAGAAAAAAAUAUCAGAUGAAAUUUGUAAUAACUAUAAAUUUAUGAGUAAAUCUCCAACAAUGAAGGAACAUAAUUCUGAUCUAUUUUCAUCAAAUAUAAAUUCAACUAAAUCUAGGAAGGAACCAAGAAAUGAAAAUUUGAAUGAAAGAAAUGGAAUUAACAAAAUAAAUCUAGAUAAAGAUAUUAGCAUCGUAGAUGCAUUAAAUAGCUUUAAUGUGUCUACGAUGUUAGACAUUACUAUGCAACAGUCAGCAGAAAAUUUAGAAGUAAAUGAAACAGCAAAGAAUAAAAAUAAGCAAUGUAGUUAUAUAAUAGAUAAUCAAAAUACAUCAUUGUGGAAAAAAAUUGAUGAAAUUACUAUUCACAACUUCCUACCACAUCCACUGAAGUCUACUCAACUUUCUCAUAAUGUGCAAACCAUAAAGAAAGGCAAUGAAAAUAAAGAAUGCUAUAUAUCUUCACAUAACAUUUUGAAGACCAUUUUAAGUGCUCAACAGUGCAAUGUAUCUACCAUAUCCAAAGGUAGUAACCCCUCUAUUUCUAGAAUAACUUAUCAGCCUUGUAACUUUAACUUGAAAAGUAUAAAUCCAAGUAUUACAUCCAAUGGUAUAUUUAUAUCUAAAUUGACAUAUGAAAGCCACAACUACAAUAGAAAUGACAAUCCACAAAAUAUGUGUACCUCGAAAAAUAAAAAAUCCAAAUGCCAAUUUAUUACAAUGCAAUCUAGGAACAAUUUUCUCAAUCGCGAAGAAACAUAUACUUCGAUGUCUAAAAAUAAAAAACCUCGAAUAGUGUGUAAACAAUCCAAGAUAAAAGGAAACAAAAUUAAUAAAGCAAACAAACGAUAUGAAGUAUGGAAAGGUAUAAAUAGUAAAAGUUACACCCAUGAGUCAAAAUACACAAUCGAGUUUUCCAAAAACGCCAAAAAUCUAUUAUGUGACCAAAUUGACUCUAAAAUUAAUGCUAGCAAAACACCUUUAAUUGUUAGUAAUGUAAGAAAAAAUGAAACCAUAGACAUGUUCAGUGAUAAAGAGAAUUGUAUAAGUGAAUCAAUUAAGGCAGAUAUAGGUAACACUUAUCCUAUAUUAUCAAUUUGUAGUACAACAGAGUAUCCAUUAGUAUAUUUUAAAAAUAGUUCCCUAUCAAAUAAUGCAAAUUAUGAUAAUAAAACUAUUCAUAAUACUGAAAUCAAUAAAUAUUAUAAUAAGUAUGGCAAUAAUCUUAAUUAUAACGAAACACUAAAUUCUGAAAUUUCCCAAAAUAAUGUGACUUUUUCAAGAAAUAUUGAAUCUAUCACAUCUGUGGACAAUAUAGAACCUAUUGAUGUUGUUGAAACUGCCAUAAAUAAUAAAAGCGAUGAUAUUUUAGGAACGGAAUUUGAACUAAGUUCUCAAUGUAAUGAAUCAAACAAUACAUUUUGUAACAGUUUAGCACAAAAAGCCGCUAUUAGUAAUUUAUAUGAAAUAAAACAUUCUAUUGUAGCAGAAUCUUCACAUUGCUAUAUAUCACUUCCCGUUGGUGAUAAUAUUAGCAAAAAUACAUAUAAUCCAAUUAUUAACAAUAAUUCAAAUGAAGACCCGGUGUGUAUAAAUAUAAAUGAUAAAUGUAAUGACGAGCCUUCUAUCAUGUGUGAACAAUUUAAUAUGAAUAUGAAUACUAACGGAGCACCACCAGUUGUUAGUAAAUUAAGAAAUAUCGAAACGAUGGGUAAUGUCAAUAAUAAAUGUAAUUAUGUAUGUAAAUCAGAUGAUGAAGAUAUGGAUAACACUCACCUUAUAUUAUCCAAUCAUAUUAAGACAGGGAGUCAUAGAAUAUUUAAUGAAAAUUUUGCGCUAUAUACUCACACCAAUAAUCGCAAUGAAACAAUUUGUGACGGUAAUAAAAACAAAAAUCAUAAAACCUAUUCCAAUGAAGUUAACAAUAACAAAUCUGCAAAUUGUGAAAUUAUCCAAAAUGUAAUUGUUCCAAUCGAUAUUGAGUCUAAUAUAUCUUUAGAAAAUAUACAACCCAUAGAUGUUUGCGAAUCAAUUAUUAAAAACAAAAUUGAUGAUAUUUUGAGAAAAGAAUUUGAAUUAAGUUUUAAAUGUAAUAAUCAAAACAAGACUUUUCAUAGCAUUUUACCAAAAAACGCUAGCAUGACUGAUUUAUAUGAAAUAGAACAUACUAUUAUGGAUGAAACUUCACGCCACUUCAAAUCAUUUCCCAACAAUGAAGAUAAUAGUACUAAAAAAUCAUAUAACCCAAUCAUACUCAACAAGUCAAAUGAAGUGCAAACAAAUUGUGAAAAUAUACACGAAGAAUAUGGUAGCAGCAUGCAUGGAAAUAUUGAUAAUGUCAUACACACUGAUCUUAAAAACUUUAACAUGCAAACUAGAUUUAACUUUAUACCUAAAGGUCUAUCGCCUAUCUUUCAAAACUGUUAUACAAACAAUGCUUGUGAAUGCAGUUUUGAAAAGGAUUACUUUGAGAAUAAUGUAUACCAUAACUUCAUGAAUAAUGUGAAUAUUGGUUCAGAAAUAUUCAAACCAAUAUUACACAAUACUUCUAAUAUGAAUACUAAGUGCAUUGAAAGAGUUAAAACAAAGCUUCAGAAAGAAAAUGCUUCUAUAACUUUUGAUGCAACUGCUUUGAAAUGUGCUAAGGUAUUGGGUCAAGUGGACAAUAAAUUCAUUGCAGCUAUUGUAAAACCAAAAUCUGAAUUAACUAACUGUCUAGUUUUAUUUGACCAGCAUGCCGUACAUGAACGGAUACGACUGGAGACAAACUUGUCAGAUUAUUUUAAUGGAUAUUCAUGGAAAAGUGUAAAUCUGGAUGAACUGUCGAUCAAAUUACCUGAAGACGACCUGCUUUAUUUACAUAAUUAUAAAGACAAAUUUACUUGUUUCGGUUUGGCGUAUACCAUUUUGAAUAAAUGUGAAAUCUCUGUAAAUGCAAUACCAGAAGCUAUACUCGGUAAAAAUGCUAGAAAUGUAAGGCCAACAUUUUUUGUAUGUAUUUUUAAUCUUCUUCUUUCAAAUUGUAAAUACGAAUUUUAAAUGUUUUAGGUAGACAAAGUUAUUGCAGCCGUGAAGAGUCUUGUUUUAGAAGAAAUAAACGUUAUAAAAUGUCAGAGCGGUUGCAUUUCAAUGUAUCCAAAAUCAAUUAUGGAUUUGGUUUGCAGUGAGGCCUGCAGAUACGCAGUAAAAUUUGGUGACAAACUUUCCAAGAAUGACUGCACUGAAUUAUUGUUAUCCUUAUCUAAAUGCAAAACGCCGUUCCAAUGUGCACAUGGUAGACCCGUUAUAGCCGUGCUGACGAAUUUUGAAUAUACUAAAAAUGAAUACAAGAUAAAUAUUACAAAACUAACAGCUUUUAAGCGUAAUGUGGUAAAAGGUUUUAAGUGACUCAGCAGAAUACGUAUCGUUACAUAAAUAGUUACCUUGUUAUUUCUAGAAAUAGAUUCUAUAUUAUUAAAUAAAUAUGAAAUUUAA